GAACGAAUUUCACAAGUAGGUUAAAAUGAAAGAAACAGUAGGGGGCCUUUCAAAGGAAAGGUUAGGGUAAAUGAGCAUUGUAUGUUGAAAAGUUUCACAAGAAUAUUAGAAUGAAAGAAACAGUAGGGAGUCUUUCAAGAUGAAAUAAAACAUACCUCGGUUCAUCAAUUAGAAAGUUGUCACAAGGGUGCGACCUCCAAGAGAUUAGAAAUGCGACUGUUGUCUAGAGGAUAGGCAAGGUGUGUCUUCUUAAAAAGUAGUGGGAGGUUGAAGGCAGGUGAUAGGGCGACGAAAAAAUAGUAGGGGUAUGAGAGGGUGUAACCACAGCCAAUGGUGGAGAUAGUCUAUAUGUAUAAUCCAUCUGAUUGGUUGAAAUGCGUACCAUAGAUUAAAUGGAUAAUAGGUUAAGGGAUGAGCCUAAAAGGGGCAAUAAUUUCACACGUAUACAAAAUAACUAUAUAUAAGCUGGCAAAUUUGAACGCAUUUGCAAUAUCUGCUGGAUAGUCAGAGAAAGAUGAAGACGUUUCUCAGAGGCAAGCCUUCACUUCGCCCCGAUACGAUGUCUGAUCGUGGCGGUGUGCAGCCCUUAACAGAGACUCAGCUUGCUGUUAAGUCAAUCUCUGUUGAGAGUCUUCCACCAGUAAUUGAUUUUGAUACCACUGGAUAUGAAGACCUUGAAAACAUCACAAAAGAUCUCCAAGAUUUGUUACAAGCCGAAAACUACAACUUUAAUGAUGUGCAGCAAAUUGUGAGUACUAUAUAAGAACUAUUAUAUUAAAUAACUGUGAAUCUAUGUUACAAACUCAAGAGUAGUUACCAAAUAUUUAAUGAUCAAGAUAAAAAUCUACACACCCAAACUAUUUUUCUGUUUGGUUUUGUAACCUUUCAUUUAAUAUAUAAAAAUAAGAUCAAACUUUAUUCUUAACAUCUGUCAUGUAAACUUUAGUUCUGAGUAACAAAAAAAAAAACGUUUUGAAUAACUAAAAAACUUUGUUGCAGGAGCCGAGUAAUUCAGAUUUUGGUGGCCUCAACGUUUAUUCAGUCGAUGAGGUUUCUAAGCUAGCUCGGAUCACGCCGUUAGCUGAUGUGAGUGUAAAUUGUGGCAGUGUCUCAGUACCCUACACUGAAGAGGCCCGACCUACGGAGAACGUGCAGCCGAUGGAUCUAGGCGGCAUUCAAGAAGCGCCACAACCCAUUUCUUCCGUUAUCGGGUCAUCGGUGUUAGCUGAGGCGGGUGUAAAUUGUGGCAGUGUCUCAGUUCCCUACACUGAAGAGGCACGACCUACGGAGAACGUGCAGCCGAUGGAUCUAGGCGGCAUUCAAGAAGCGCCACAACCCAUUUCUUCCGUCAUCGUGCCAUCGGUGUUAGCUGAGGGGGGUGUAAAUUGUGGCAGUGUCUCAGUUCCCUACACUGAAGAGGUCCGACCUACGGAGAAUGUGCAGCCGAUGGAUCUAGGUGGCAUUCAAGAAGCGCCACAACACAUUUCUUCCGUCAUUACGCAAGACGAAUAUGCAAGGAGGAGCUUAAAUGAAGAAUCCAUUGGUACAAUGCGAGUACCUUUACAAGAAAUAAAUCAAAACGAAACCACCCAAGAUCCAGAACUCCAAGCUAAAAUAAAAAGUAUGAGAGAACGUAUACGAGACCUGUGCGCCCAAAUUCAGACAUAUAAUGGUGAGGCCGAAAAGCACCUUAACGAAAUCGGUAAAAAACGAGAAGACCAAGCUGCGACUAUCACCCACAAUCAUCAAAUCGUGAAGGAUAUUCAGGAUGCAUGCUCGGCUGUUGCAGAAAAAUUGAAGAAGGAGGAAGAGCAGUUGAAGGAGAAAGAGGAGAGAAAAAAACAGCGUGACAACGCUGAAGAUGUGCUUAAACAAUUACUGGCGGAGAAAAAAAAUAUUGAUAAGAAUAUAGAAGACAAGAGGAGAAUAAUAUCAAGCUACAAAAAAUUCAACGAUCAGGGUUGUCAACAGAGGGUGAAGCAGUACCAAGAUGAAAUCAAGAGUAAAAAAGAAAAACUCAAAGAAAUGCAAGAAAAUAAAUCUUAUGUUGAUGACCUCAACCAAUCGUUAAAAGAAAAUGAUGCUCAAUAUGAGAAGUUAAAGAACCUUGCAAUCGCCGCGCAAAGAGAAUUUACACAACGUGUUGAAAGUGAGAUUGACUUCCUGAAAAAAGAGCUCAACACGGCAACUAAACCAAAAAAGAGGUCGCUGUCGUUGUCGGCGCUAUCAAAGAACCAGCCGUUAAAGAAUAAGAGGGCAAAGCUAACUCGGGACUCUACUGGAGACCCUGCGGUGCCAUCAACGUCACGGGCUCACGAUAGUGUUGAUAUGGGAUCUCUUCAACCUAGUGUGACAGAUAGAAAUCCAACACAAAAAGAUGUGCCAGAGGCCACUAGUACAACCGCAGACGAAAGCAUUCCGAAGAAAAUAAAAAAGAGAAUCGAAGCUCAAACAUAUAAUGAGCAGAUAGGACACCUCAGAAUGUUAACAGCAAUCAACACUGCUAUCAGGGUGCAUGCCGGUCUCGAUCCUGAAGGUAGAAAAUACAGUCAGCUUAACACAAACGUGAAUGCCAUUGCGGUAGUCAGAAAGGCACAAGCCGCUGUCUUGAAAACAACCAUGACUGCCCUUCAAAAGCAACACGGGAUUAAAAGAAAAGAUCUCAAACCGGCUGCCGAUAAAUUUCUAGAGAACCUAGAAAUAAAACCUCGUGAAGGAUUUGAAAAAGUUGAUGAGUGCGUUAACUCGUUUACUAUGAAACUGGCCACAACUCACAAAAACAUUUGCUCGUUAUUCCGUGAUGUGGCCCAUAAACUGAAGAACGAACUGGACAAUGAUUUAUUUGAAGAGUUUUCAGAGUAUUGCAAGCAGGACACGAAAAACCAACUUGGGGAAGCUUCAGCAGCUAAUCAGGUUGGAUUAGGAGCGACGAAUCGUGAAAAUACACCACUGACACCCAGAGAACAUGAAAUGCAGCGUCUAGAAAAAAUUAUUGAAGGUGCGCGUGAGUUAAAUUCUAACGACUCGCAAAUAGAGGAAUUGAUAAAUUUAGAACCUGUUGAAGGACCUCGAGACGGAGCAAAAUCAUUCAAAAUAACAAGUAGGGCUAUUCGUACUCUUGAACAGUUCAAAAUGCGGUAUACUAAAUGCAGAGUUGAAGUGCUAAACAUUAAACCACAACCACAAAUGUCCUUUUUGCUAGCCCUUGUUGAUUGCGCCGAGUACAUGAUCGAAGAUGUACACACUCUUGAUUUUAUAGGGUUUGUGAUCUCUACAAACCAAGACCAGACAUUGACGAUACCUUUUAUUCGACGGGGUCAAUUCUCCCCAGAAGUAAUAACAAAUCAAGUCCAAUCAUUCGCCCAGUCUGCAAGAGAAUUUGUAGCUAGUAACUCGUUUCAACUUGACGUAAUAGUGGCAGCCGAUCUGCACGGCGGGGGUGGUCGAUUUAAACAGAACCUUAACGCUACUGAACAGAGAUCUAUUGUUACAUCGAAAAACCAUAAAAGGAAUGGUAUGCUCUCAGAAGCAUUACGUGCUGGGAAGUUUGAUGUAAACAUUCAACAAAAAAUGUGUGUAUUGUUUGCAGUUGUUACUGGUAAAAAAUUUUGCGAGUAUAAGGAAAAGUUGAAAAUUGUGGGAAAUGAUCCUAAUGCAAAUCAGAGUAGAAAAAUUGAACUAGAUAAUGAGUGGAAAGAUGUAACCAAGCAACAGUCACGAGACUUUGUUAAUGACGUAAUGUGGUUUCUCAAAAAUUUAAACUUGUCUCUGGAGGAAGGUGCCGGUACCGAACACCUCAAAAGAAUUCAACAGCUUUUGGGAAACGACUAUAAAUUAAUUGUUUACUCGGGCCAUUCAAACGAAUCUCGUUCGUUCGGUUCAGCUUAUUCGCCAGGAGAUGAAUCUAAAAAGCAUAUUUAUCUAGCCUACGAUCAAGAGACACAUCAUUAUGAUAUGAUGAAAAACCCUGCAAGUUAUCUUUUGACAAGAAUAUACUGUACGUUUUGCGAAAAAGGGCUUUUUAACGAACGUCACACUGACUGCCCUGGAUCAAAAUGCACCAAGUGCAACCUUGCGUGUAAGUCAGACGUUCGAUUACCUGAGAAAAGAAAAUGUGACGACUGCAAUUUUGAAUUCUUGACAAAUAUGUGUUUUGAGGGGCACAAAGAGCAUAGGAAAUGCGAAGAGAGGAAAAUAUGCCGAAAAUGUUGCUUGCUUAUCGAUUACAAGCUUUUAAACGGAAAGAACCAUAUUUGUAACACGCGCCACUGCCAAAAUUGUGAAAAAUUCGUAAAACUUCCACACGUCUGCUACAUCCGCAAACCUAGACCUAGCAAGAAUCUCGAGGAGAAAGAUAGCAAUACUUUAAUAACUUUUGCUGAUUUUGAAUGUACACAGCACGAUGAGGUGCUUGCAGACAAUCGCGAUGGAGUACGCAGAAUCCAUAGAGUGAAUUUAGUCUGUUCUCAAACGGUAUGUAAAAAUUGUCGAGACAGAGAGAUUAACGACGAAGAUCCACAAUGCGAAGUGUGUGGAAUGCGCGAAUUAUGCAUUUCGAAUAUUAACGAUCCUAACUUGAACGUCGUCAAAGCUUUUCUCGAAAUGCUUAAUGAAAAAAGCAGUGGGAAACAUCGACCUGACAAUGCGAAGGGUAGUUUAUUAGACCAUGUGUGCUUGUUUCACAAUCUUAAAGGUUAUGACGGUGUCUUAAUAUUGAACGAAAUACUGCGAAGCAACAAAUGGACCGUGAAAUCUGUAAUACUUAAUGGAUUGACCGUAAUGCAGCUGGAGAUUGUGUACAUUGAGUCAGGCGUAAGAAUUACGUUUAAGGAUUUCAUAAAUUUUGUGCCAUGCAGUCUUAGCAAAUUACCAAAAGCAUUCAAACUGAGCAAUGAUUUAGCAAAAGGAUAUUUCCCGCAUUUGUUCAAUCGACCAGAAAAUUACACGUAUAGAGAAAAAAGAUUACCGGCAUUGGAAUUCUAUGACCCGACAAAUAUGGGCGUUUCCCAAUACGAGACAUUCAUAGCUUGGUAUGAAAAAGAAGUGAGGCGUCUAGAGGAAUCAGAGGAUGAAGUGUUUGAUUUCCCUGCUGAGAUUGUAAAGUACUGCAAAAACGAUGUGACAAUUUUGAGACAGGCUGCAUUACAAUUUAGUUCAUUCUUCGAGACUUAUGCGUGUAGUCCUUUUCUUGAAUCAAUAACGAUUGCUUCCCUUGUAAGUCUUUUGUAUAGAAGAAACUUCUACAAACCAAAAUCUAUAGGAUUGAUACCGCGGAGUGAUUCAUAUAGAACCAACCAAAGUAAGGAAGCUUUGAUGUAUUUUAGAUAUUUAGAAACCGAACAAAACCUUGUCAAUCUCAAGCACGCUGGCAAUGGUCAAGAAGAGAUAGUCGGAGGAUAUCCUGUUGACGCACUUGACACAUCAACUAAUACUGUAUACCAAUAUAUGGGUGACUACUGGCAUUUCUGUCCAGAUUGCUACCCAGACGACGAAAAGGCCAACUUCGAGGCUAAAAAACAAUACGAAUCUGGAAUGGCUAGACGACAGGCAACAUUUAUGCGAACCAGAACGCUGGAAAAAUUGAACUACAAGGUUGUAGAGAUGUAUGGAUGUAAAUUUAAGGCAUUAUUGAAAGAUCAACCUCAAGUUAAGGAGAGAUUACUGAAAGAUCCGAUUGUUCAAAAAGGAUAUUUGCGUGCAAGAAAUUGCCUUAGCGGUGGUCGUACUAAUAGUGUUAUUUUGUGGCACGAAUGUGGGCCUGACGAGGAAAUUAAUUAUUAUGAUUUUACCUCCCUCUAUCCGACCACACAAAAAUACUGUGAGUACAUUGUAGGUCAUCCUACCGUGUACACUACAAAUUUCCCUAGUCUCGACUCUGUAAAGGGAUUUGUUUUCUGUAGAGUGCUGCCUCCAGAUUCUCUUUACCACCCUGUACUACCACAAAAAGUUGGAGAUAAACUUUUAUUCCAUCUCUGUAAAAAAUGUGCUGCUCAAAAAAAUCACAACUCUCCAUACUGCGCCCACACCGACGAGGAAAGAUCAUUCGAUGGCUCUUGGAGUUCGUGGGAGCUGAACUUGGCUAGGAAAUUUGGAUACAAGAUCACUGAAAUUUACGAAAUCUGGCACUACGAGAAAACAACCAAGUACAAGAAGGAUGAAGAUGAAGGCCUUUUCACCAGUUUUGUAAAUGCUUUCCUAAAAUUGAAGCAGGAAGCAUCAGGUUGGCCAGAAAACAACAUGUCUAGCGAGGACAAGAAAAAAUACAUCGAGUCAUAUGCGAUCGAAGAAAGCAUUGAUCUGGACGAGAGUAAAAUCGAAAAGAAUGAGGUCAUAAGAACUGUAGCAAAACUCUGCCUUAAUUCGUUAUGGGGGAAAUUUGGACAAAACGCAAGAAGCAAAACAGCAAUCAUUGAGGAUCGCAGCAGGCUCCUUGAACUUCUCUCUGCACCUAACGUCACUGUGACCAAUAUUAUGUGUGAUGCAACAUCCAAAGUAGUAGUUCAGUACAAUGACGAUCAGGAUACUUUGAAUAAUGUAAAUGUUUUGGUAGCAGCGUUGACUACUAGUCACGCAAGAAUUAUGCUAUACCAGCUUUUACACAUUCUAGGUAAGAAGGUUCUAGCAUUUGACACCGAUAGCGUUAUUUACACUCAAAAGAAAGGAACACCUCUGCUUAAAACCGGUCGAUUCUUAGGGUGUUUGACAGAUGAAGUAGCCGAAUAUGGUGAGGGUUCCAAAAUAACCAAAUACGCAUCUCUUGGUCCUAAAAACUAUUGUUUUGUUGUACAAAAACCAGACGGAACUUGCAAAGAAGUGAGAAAAUGUAAGGGUAUAACAUUGAAACAAAAUAAUAUUCAGGAAACUAGCAUGGAGUCAAUUGAAAAAUUGCUUAACGGAGAGGUUGAUGAAAUCAAUAUUCAAAUUCACAACAAAAUUCAAAGAUCAUCCGAUUUCCAAAUUUAUUCGGAAGAUGGUACUAAGAAAAUGCGAUUGGUCUAUGAUAAAAGAGCAUUGAUUUCCAAAUAUGAAACAAUCCCUUGGGGCACAAAGAGGGGUGCUAAAGAACCUAUCCCCGAUGAAAAUAUUGUGAUUGAUGACUGGAAUAUUAGAAACCAUAUCCCUUGAAUUGGACAUGCAAUACAGCUCCGUUUAUUUGUAUUGAUUUUGUAAAUUUAUUGAACAUCAGAUUUGUAGAAUGUAAGUUUGUAAUAAAUAGAACACGAUUUGAAA
Messenger RNA from Cloeon dipterum, 7230 nucleotides. RefSeq lists its product as uncharacterized. The transcript has 14 exons. Lineage: Eukaryota; Metazoa; Arthropoda; Insecta; Ephemeroptera; Baetidae. Gene Ontology annotation, biological process: DNA replication. The record is from RefSeq and is a predicted model, not a curated record. Gene Ontology annotation, molecular function: DNA binding; DNA-directed DNA polymerase activity; nucleotide binding. The coding region runs from base 1159 to 7125 and encodes 1988 amino acids.